Messenger RNA from Nematolebias whitei (Rio pearlfish), 1497 nucleotides. It is a transcript of the gene tulp3, whose product is annotated as TUB like protein 3. Gene Ontology annotation, biological process: protein localization to cilium. Bases 1 to 1497 code for a protein of 498 amino acids. The transcript is spliced from 12 exons. Gene Ontology annotation, cellular component: cilium. The record is from RefSeq and is a predicted model, not a curated record. NCBI's taxonomy places the organism in Eukaryota, Metazoa, Chordata, Actinopteri, Cyprinodontiformes, Rivulidae.
AUGGACACUGUAAAGAGUGACGGAUCUCAGCUCAUCUACAGCCGCUGGUCAUACAGACAAUCCAGCUCGGCCAGCUUCUCCCCAAACUCAACAUCAAGCUGCAUUGAAGGCGAUGAUGUCAACUUUAUGCAACAGAAACUGGAAAAACAGAGGGCACUGCUGGAACAGAAACAGCGAAGGAAGCGCCAGGAACCCCUGAUGGUCCAACCCAACACAGAGGCCCGGCCUCGCCGCCCCAGAGUACGGUGCGGUGAGGAGCAGGCCCCGUUGGUUGACUCGCAACUCAGUGGCACCAAUGAUGUCAUCGUAGACGGUAUUGAUGGUCCAGCAGCGUUUCUGGGCUCAGAAGCCCCCGAUCUGGGGAUGAAAAUCCAAAUUCUGUCAGUAAGCCAGUCCCAGACUCAAUCCCCCCCAGCGUAUUGUCAGCCCCAGUCUCAGCCUCGGUCCCCUGCUGCUGAAGAGACGGAGAGAGACGGAGACACUGAGACGCUGCUAGAGCCCAAGAUUGAUAUUCAUGAGAUGCUGCAGAAACAAGGCCUGUGUGGAAGUAUGAACUUUGACGAAGCCAGCGAGCACGAGGACAACGUGGAGGAAGAGCGGACGCUUUCCCUGUCCUCUCAAACCGACACAAACAGGCCCGCCUCAUCUGCUAGUGGCAAAAACGUUCCUGAGGUAGCGAUCCCUGGAUCUCCCACAGCAGACAGUCUACUCUCGGAUGUGGCCAAUCUAGAGGAGUUUGUGUUGCGUCCUGCCCCCCGCGGUGUCGCUGUGAAAUGCAGAAUCAGCCGGGACAAGAAGGGCAUGGACCGUGGCCUCUACCCAACAUACUUCAUGCACUUGGAGCGAGACGAUAACAAAAAGGUGUUUUUGCUGGCAGGCCGAAAGAGGAAGAAGAGCAAAACGUCCAACUACCUUAUUUCAGUCGACGCCACUGACCUGUCGCGAGGGGGGGAGAGCUUCAUCGGCAAACUGAGGUCCAAUCUUAUGGGAACGAAGUUUACAGUCUACAACAAUGGCGGCAAUCCCAGCAAAAACACGGGGACUCCGAUGGAGGACUGCUCCAUGCGGCAGGAGCUGGCUGCCAUCUGUUACGAAACCAACGUGCUGGGAUUUAAAGGACCACGGAAGAUGACUGUUGUCAUCCCCGGCAUGAACAUGAACUAUGAGAGGAUUCCUGUAAGGCCUCAGAACGAGCAGGAGAGUCUCGUGAGCCGGUGGCAGAAUAACACGCUGGAAAACCUGAUCGAGCUGCACAACAAGUCCCCCGUGUGGAACGACGACACCCAGUCGUACGUGCUAAACUUUCACGGCCGUGUCACGCAGGCGUCGGUGAAGAACUUUCAGAUAGUUCACGACAAUGACCCUGACUACAUUGUCAUGCAGUUUGGACGAAUCGCUGAAGACAUCUUCACGCUGGACUACAAUUACCCCAUGUGUGCUCUUCAAGCCUUUGCCAUCGGCCUGUCGAGCUUUGAUAGCAAGUUGGCCUGUGAGUAG